CUGUGAGUCUCCGCGGUGUCAUGCACAACAAUCCACAUGAUAAGAUGAGUGGACUGACAGUUUCAGAAGUGGAUUGAGAGCUGUCGAACUGCCAAAUCUGAUCCAGAGCAUGGCUUCACCUGUAUGCGCUGGCUGUGACGGGCAGAUCUCAGAUCGGUUCUACCUGCUCGCGGCGGACAGACAGUGGCACGAGCGCUGUCUGAAAUGCUGCGCGUGUCACGCUGACCUGGAGUCAGAGCUCACGUGCUUCUGUAAACACGGAGACAUUUACUGCAAAGAGGACUAUUACAGUAGGAGUUUUCCUUUGCAAAGAUGUGCACGGUGCCACCUUGGGAUCUCAGCGGCAGAUAUUGUGAUGCAUGCCAGGGAUCUUGUGUACCACCUGAACUGUUUCUCCUGCGCCACUUGUGACAAAGUUCUGUUCACUGGAGAUCACUUCGGGAUGAGAGAUACCUCAGUGUACUGUCGGCUUCAUUUUGAGAUGAUGCUACGGAGGGAAUGUCACACAGAUUUCUAUUAUUCAGACAUGUCUCCAACAGAGCCGAACUCAGAAACGUACAUACACAUUAAAGGGACUCCUGUGAAAAGAGGACGACCCAGAAGGAGGAAAAACUUAGAUGCAGCAGACCAUGUUGAUUAUAAUUCAGAUGUGAGCUAUAGGGGUGUGGAUCUGUUGGAGAAAGUGAGGCAGUUUAGUUGUCAGAAAUCCAAACGCAUGAGAACGUCUUUCAUGCAUCACCAACUGCUCAGCAUGCAGGCCUUCUUCACCCACAACCACAAUCCAGAUGCCAAAGACCUCAAAGAGCUUGCGCAGAAAACAGGCCUCACCAAACGUGUGCUCCAGGUUUGGUUCCAGAAUGCCCGUGCAAAGUACAGGAGAAAAUGUCUGUAUCAGGAGAGCAUGGGAUCAGACAAUUAUUUGGAAUCUGACAAUUUCACCAUCACGUCACCAUCUGUGCCAUCACCCGAGCUUUCUCUAACAUCCAUGAGCCCAUCCAGCCCCAACAGCAUCUCUCCAUCACAACACGGACACACAAACCACAACACCAUGAGCCCAUCACUGCUUUCUCCCCAUUUUUUUCUGAGAUCCUCUACCAUUUGAUAUUUUUACUAAGCUGUUUUCCUCAUGGGGACAGUUGCCUGGUCCCACAAUGUCAGAAAUAUAGUUUUUACUCAUUGUGGGGACAUAUGGGAAAACAAGCAUCCACAUUAUGAAAAAAUAUGUGCUUGUUUAUUCAGCACUGGUGUGUGUGGUUAUAUGCAAGUCUUAUGUGCAUAAAGUUUGUUUAGCUGUUCUAUAAUUACCCUUAUCCCUACCGAGGUGAUUGUGGUUUGCAUUACGCAGUUACGAGCUGAGAGUGAGCUCUGCCAGCACUGGCGAGAUUGUCGUACAGUCACAGCAUGAAGCAGAGAUUAGAGAGAGAAGAAGAGAGAGAAAGGGAGAGAAAGAUAUUUUGAACAGUGUUUGUUCCAUGACCGCUCUGUUUUAUUAGCUGCUAAUGGAGUCAAAGUUUUGAUGUAUGGAAUUUCUCUUCGUUAUGGUGUAUGUAAAUUAACGCACUCUCAUAACAUAAUUCUUUUCACUCAGAGAGAAAAAGGAAAAGGAUCAUGGAAAUGAUAAAAUGAUUUGUUUUUGCAUGUAUACUUGUGGUUGUGGUUACACCAAAUGUUUACUUUACAAUGAAAGUCUAUGGGAUUUUUUCACCAGUUUUAUCAUCCAUCUGCAAAACUGUGAGUUUUAUCACUUAGAAAAGAGAUAGCACACUUUUGAAGCUGCAGAGCUCGAGGUAUCAAUUCAUGUGCUUGCACAAAUGGUGUUAGAGGAGUUCGUAUACCAAAGAUUAAUUUUUAAGGUUUGUUCAAAUCCCUAACUCUUUAAGUUUGAGAAAUAGUAAUAGUGAUUCUUGCCUUAGCAAACACUACUAAUCAUACACUUUUUGGCUGCAUUACUGAAGGAGUAUGGGUUGGAUCAUUAACAUUAAUACCAAAACAUUCCUGACCGGAUUUAUUAAUAGGUAGAGUCGUAUUUAACGUCGGAUUAUCUGUGAAAUCCAGGGGGCGCUACUGACCUUCAAAAGACUGAAAUGUCAGAUGACUGCUUAACAAAGAAUCUUAAAAAUCCACAAACCAUACCAGCAUGAUAUCACACACACAUACACACACACACACACACACACACACACACACACACACACACACACACACACACACACAUAUGGUAAAACCAUAGCUUCUCUACAUGCACACACACACACACACACACACACACACAUAUGGUACAAAGAUAGCUUCUCUACAUGCACACACACACACACACACACACACAUGGUACCAACAUAGCUUCUCUACAUGCACACACACACACACACAUAUGGUACCAACAUAGCUUCUCUACAUGCACACACACACACACACACACACACACACGUACCAACAUAUCUUCUCUACAUGCACACACAAUAGUAAUGAAAAAAGAGAAAUUCUUCACAUGCUCUUUAUAAUUUUAUGGCAUUUCUUUUUUUCAUUUGCUACUAAAUAGGGAACCUUGCAACUUCCCCUAUUCUUGAAGUACUGUAGUGUCUGCAACAAUAAAAACUUUGACAUGGGGUUUGUGAGCGUGUAUUUAUCACUUUGUGGGGACCAAAUGUCCCCAUAAGGAUAGUAAAACCUGAAAUUUUUGACCUUGUGGGGACAUUUUGUCGGUCCCCAUGAGGAAAACAGCUUAUAAAUCAAACUAAAUUAUGUUUUUUGAAAAUGUAAAAAUGCAGAAUGUUUUCUGUGAGGGUUAGGUUUAGGGGUAGGGUUAGGUUUAGGGGAUAGAAUAUAAAGUUUGUACAGUAUAAAAACCAUUAUGUCUAUGGAAAGUCCCCAUAAAACAUGGAAACACAACGUGUGUGUGUGUGUGUGUGUGUGUGUGUGUGUGUGUGUGUGUGUGUGUGUGUGUGUGUGUGUGUGUGUGUUUUAAGGCACUUGUCCAAAAGGCAUUCUUUCAUAAUUUCCCCUAUGAAUGACAACUAUGCAGGCUGAAAAUCUGUGUGCGUGCGAGAUGGCAAAAACUACGGCGAACUCAAGAAAGAUGUGGGUUCGCUUCACAUAAACCAAAGCGGGCCACAUGAA
Xyrauchen texanus (razorback sucker) is the source of this 3117-nucleotide messenger RNA. It is a transcript of the gene lhx2a, whose product is annotated as LIM homeobox 2a. Gene Ontology annotation, cellular component: nucleus. The transcript has 6 exons. Gene Ontology annotation, biological process: neuron differentiation; regulation of transcription by RNA polymerase II. Bases 110 to 1102 code for a protein of 330 amino acids. NCBI's taxonomy places the organism in Eukaryota, Metazoa, Chordata, Actinopteri, Cypriniformes, Catostomidae. Gene Ontology annotation, molecular function: DNA-binding transcription factor activity, RNA polymerase II-specific; RNA polymerase II transcription regulatory region sequence-specific DNA binding. The record is from RefSeq and is a predicted model, not a curated record.